GGGUGCAAUUUGAGCUCGCCAGUAAGGGGUGACACUGUUUAUAAAGACUGUGUUGUAGGCUACUUAAAAUUAGGAAGGCAUUUCCCUUCAGUUUCCUGCAGAUGGGCGUCAUCUUUGCAAAUAUCAAGGGAGAGGCAGACAGGGAGAGGAGUAAGGAGAGUAUCUUUUUUUGUUAGUAUGUAUUUAAGGAUGAUGGGUGUGACAAUAGUAAUUUGGCCUAAAUGCACCUUGCUUUCCUUGCUUGAGGGUGGAAGGAGUCUGCUUCUGUGUCUAUUCAAGGCAAGCAAUUAGGUAGCAUGGACAGUAUUUCUGCUGUUUCAGGGACAAGGAAGACUCUUUGCUGUCCAAAACAGAGUUUUGAAGUCACUCUUAAUGCUCUUGAAUAGGAAAACCAAACACCUCCUUUCAAGUGUGUAUUUUUUAAUGUAAGUUAUUGGAGCAGAGAGAACACAUUCAGAGUUUGAUGGUGAAGUUCAGUGUGGAGACUUGGCUGUGUCUGGUAAUUUAUAGAGGGUACCCUUCCUUCUCUGCAAAUCUGUAAGAGCCCACAUUGUGUGGCUGAGAUUUCUUAAUCAUUUUUUGCCUUACUUUUUGUGUGUGGACCAGAUAAAUGAUUCCACUGAAAACUGGCAAGAGAAUUCCACAGUGUUUUUCCAAAUUGCUUUAACACCUUCUGUAAGGAGCAAGUGAGUGACUCAAAUCUGAGCUCCUGCAAAUAACUCUUCACCAUCCCUGCUGUGCAUUGCAGGGGUUGGGUGCUAUCUUCAGUGAACAUGGAGCAAAAUCUUGUCUACAGUGGAAAAUUUUCAAUGUCUUUAGUUCCUUUUCUAAUAUGAAGAGGUUUGGCAAUGCUAAACUAUUAAAAGCAUAUUCUGUGAGCUUUUAAGGUGAAAAUAUUUUAGACAUACAAGUGGAUGAAGACAAUUCCUUAAACCUCUUGCUUUAAAAGUGCAGGGGCAGCAUCGUUGUGUCUUUCACUAACAAAGUCCUCCCUAGGAGAGAAAUCUCUAAAUUGUUACUUGCUAUGUCACAUUGUUGGUGACUUGUUUCCCCUAUCACUUACAUAAACCAGCAGGAUAAACAGGCACAGGAAAUGACUGGGAAUUGUGCAUUGUUGGAAGAUGAUGUUAAGUACCCGCUGCUGUGAAAAAUACUCAGUCCAACUUUUUAAAGAAGAUUUCACUCCUGCUUGUUUUGUCAUUUUAAGCAUAAAGGAUAAGUUUUUCUUGUAACUCUGGAAGGGGAGGUGUGGAAUUACGGCAGUAAAUUUAUUUUUCCUUUGAACACUCUUUCCCUGCUGAGUGAUUGUGCUGGAAUUCCUCUAUCAAAAGGGUUUCUCUGUCGACAAUUACCAUGAUCCUUGUCUUCAUCCCAGCUUUGAAUCCACCGGGCUAUUGAAUAGGCAAAUAAAACCGGCUGGUUCAGGAAGAUGAAACAAAGUAUCUGCCUGAAUUUCUAAUUUCAUUAGAGGCAAGAAGAGCCACGUAGACAUCAAGAGGAGGGGAUGACUCUUUAUGCUCACCCCCCUGCCAUGACUGAAUUUGCAGGAAGAUCAGCUGAGAGCAAGCCCCAGCCUUGCUGCACGGCCCUUCACCUGCAAUGCAGUGCUGGGCAGCUGCAGCUGGCUGCUGGAGGCAAAUCCCUCUUCUCCUUCACUCUUGCACAAAGCUUUGCUGCAUUUGAGGAGAGCCAGCCCCUCUGCCUGCUGCUGAUGUCCCCCUCCCUCCCCAGCACUCUGGUGUCUGACUUUUGAUGGCUUUUUCGAAAACUAUUGGGCUGUCUUCAGGAAUAUCUGUACCCAUGGGAGGCCGUGCUUCUUGCAGACCUGACACCCAGCACCGGGGCCCUGCUGCUCAAUCUGAGAGUGAUCUUCCAGAGCAAGAGGAGGAAAUCCUGGGGUCAGAUGAUGAUGAGCAAGAGGAUCCAAAUGAUUACUGUAAAGGGGGUUACCACCUUGUGAAAAUUGGAGAUCUCUUCAACGGGCGUUACCACGUGAUCCGCAAGCUUGGAUGGGGUCACUUCUCCACCGUGUGGCUGGCUUGGGACAUCCAAGGGAGGAGGUUUGUGGCAAUGAAGGUGGUGAAGAGCGCAGAGCACUACACAGAAACAGCACUGGAUGAAAUCAAAUUGCUGAAAUCGGUCCGCAACAGCGACCCGAAUGAUCCAAGCAAAGAGAGAGUUGUUCAGUUAUUAGAUGACUUCAAGAUUUCAGGAGUGAAUGGUUCCCAUAUCUGUAUGGUGUUUGAAGUUCUAGGGCAUCAUCUCCUGAAGUGGAUCAUCAAGUCAAAUUAUCAGGGUCUUCCACUCCCUUGUGUCAAAAAAAUCAUCAAACAGGUUCUUCAGGGUCUGGACUACUUGCAUACCAAAUGCAGAAUCAUCCACACAGACAUAAAGCCUGAGAACAUCCUGCUGUGUGUCAAUGACCAGUACAUUCGCAGGCUGGCUGCAGAGGCAACAGAGUGGCAGAGAUCUGGGGCUCCCCCACCCUCUGGCUCUGCAGUGAGCACUGCACCACAGCCUAAACCAGCUGACAAAAUGUCAAAGAAUAAGAAAAAGAAGUUGAAAAAGAAGCAGAAAAGACAGGCUGAGUUGUUGGAGAAGCGAAUGCAAGAGAUAGAGGAAAUGGAGAAGGAAGCAAACCCUGAGCAGACACAGCCUGAGGAGGAGGAAGAAGCUCAGACCCCUCUGGAAAUGCUCAUAAAAGUCAGUCCAUCAGAGGAAAGUAUCAGCAAAAAGCCAGCAGAAGCCCUUGGACAGGAGGGAUCUAAUCUCAUGGAAAGCAGCGUGGAAAAAGGUGGGACAGAAAUCAACUGCAACGGAGUGAUCCCCAUGACAGACUUGACAGACUCUGGGAACGAGGGCUCCGUGCGACUCGAGGACGACCUGCACAACGCCAAUGACUGUGGCAGUCAGCCUCACCCCCAGCAGAACGAGAGCUUGCACAGCUGUAAUCACACUCAGCACAACAGUGACUCGGAGAUCAGGCCCCAAGAAGCAGUGUUGGACUUGUUUGUGCCCUUGGUCCCCGAGGAUUCCAUGGUGUGCCAGCCCGUCCCCAGCCAAGAGCAGGCGCUCAGCGAGCAGGGGAUCAACAAUUUCCAGGAAAGCAUCAGGACAGAGACCCCUUCAGAGGAUGAGAAUGAGACUAACAGCCCCACAGACAACAAAGGAAAAUCAGCUGCUGGGAAUUUCCUUCUUAAUCCUCUUGAGCCCAAGAAUGCAGAUAAGCUCAAAGUGAAGAUAGCUGACCUAGGAAACGCCUGCUGGGUGCACAAGCAUUUCACUGAGGACAUCCAGACGAGGCAGUACCGCUCGCUGGAGGUGCUGAUAGGGUCGGGGUACAACACCCCUGCUGACAUCUGGAGCACAGCCUGCAUGGCCUUUGAGUUGGCAACAGGGGACUAUCUAUUCGAGCCUCACUCUGGGGAAGAUUACUCACGAGAUGAAGAUCAUAUUGCAUUGAUCAUAGAACUUCUGGGGAAAAUACCUCGCAAGCUCAUUUUGGCAGGAAAAUAUUCCAAGGAGUUUUUCACCAAGAAAGGUGAUCUGAAGCACAUCACCAAACUGAAGCCCUGGGGCCUUUUUGAAGUGUUGGUGGAAAAAUACGAGUGGGCCCAAGAUGAGGCAGCUGGAUUCACAGACUUCUUACUCCCUAUGCUGGAGCUGAUCCCAGAGAAACGAGCCACAGCAGCAGAAUGUCUCAGGCACCCCUGGCUGAACUCCUAG
Molecule: messenger RNA, 3726 nt
Organism: Passer montanus (Eurasian tree sparrow)
Lineage: Eukaryota; Metazoa; Chordata; Aves; Passeriformes; Passeridae
Gene: SRPK1
Product: SRSF protein kinase 1
Exons: 15
Coding region: 1753-3726 (657 amino acids)
Biological process (GO): protein phosphorylation; regulation of mRNA processing; spliceosomal complex assembly
Molecular function (GO): protein kinase activity; ATP binding
Source: RefSeq, a predicted model, not a curated record